Molecule: messenger RNA, 1663 nt
Organism: Pipra filicauda (Wire-tailed manakin)
Lineage: Eukaryota; Metazoa; Chordata; Aves; Passeriformes; Pipridae
Gene: RAMP1
Product: receptor activity modifying protein 1
Exons: 5
Coding region: 382-891 (169 amino acids)
Biological process (GO): protein localization to plasma membrane; calcium ion transport; receptor internalization
Cellular component (GO): cell surface; membrane; signaling receptor complex
Molecular function (GO): coreceptor activity
Source: RefSeq, a predicted model, not a curated record
CAUAUCCAACACAUAAAAGGGGGAAGGCUAGAUUUUCACCCUCAGGCUAGGGAGAAAUUCCUUCGGUGGAGAUCGAAGCAGGGCUAAGGAAACCGCGUGGGGAAGAAGGACUCCUCGACGCUUUCCUUCUGAACUGUUCGCUCCCUUUCCCGCGGCUCCGGGCUACGGCUGCGGAGUCGGAGGUAACGAGAGCCUCGGCUACAUCCUGCAGGCGCCUCGGGAGAGGUUCCCCCCGGUCUCUGGGGAGAAGGGGGUGUUGCGGACGAGCGAGCCCCGUGGAGCGGGCGGGGCCCGCGGCCGCCCCGGGUCCGCCCCUGCGCUCAGCGCCGCGGGCGCGGAGCCCGCCCGGCCCCGGAGCGGAGCCGCUCCUGCCGCGGGGCCAUGGCCCUGCUCCCGCGGCGCUUCCUCUGCUUCGUCCUGGGAGUCUCUCUUCCCGUUCCUGAGCCGCAGGGAGAGCAGGCAGCCAGAAGUGCUCGUUCAAACAGGCUUCUCUCAGCCCAGCACUUCAUCGCGGCGACGGCGUGCCAGGAGCCGGACUACGGCUGGAUGAUCCGGCACUACUGCCUGAAGCAGUUCCAGCUCAGCAUGGAGGGCAUUGGGCAGCGGCUCUGGUGCGACUGGGAUGAGACUGUGGGCACGUACGGGGAGCUGACCAACUGCACGGUGCUGAUCGCCGAGAGGCUCGACUGCUACUGGCCCAACCGGCAGGUGGACGAGUUCUUCGUGGCCGUGCACAGACAGUACUUCAGGAACUGCUCCCCGUCCGGGCGGGCGCUGCACGACCCCCCCAACGCCGUCCUGUGCCCCUUCAUCCUGCUGCCCGUGCUCGUCACCCUGCUCAUGACCGCGCUGGUGGUGUGGAGGAGCAAACGCAGCGAGGGCAUCGUGUAGGGAACGCCCCGCGGCCAGCCCAGGGGAGGGACGGGGGGAUCUCCCCUGGAACGUGCCUGGUUUUUUUGGGAAGACCCUGGCAGAGGAGCAUCACGGAGGGUACCAAGUUCUGGAAGCAGAGACAGCAUCGCCACUGCUCCUCUUCACCAGUACCCUCUGUGCCACACCCCCGGCCGUUUCCCAAUGAAUGCAUCAUUUAAGACAGGGUUGUUGGGCAAAAUGGGAUUCUGGGGGCCAGUGAGGCUGUCAUGGACUGCCCAGGCAGCUGGGAGUUCUCCUGGGAUACCGGGGAGCACCGCUCACCCCAGGCAUCAGCACUGCUCUGCUCCGCCUUUCCCAACUGCUUCCUCCCUGGCAACCCCCAGCAUUGUGUGCCAAGAGAGAAGAAUUUUUAAAGGGAAAAAAAAAACGUACAAGGAAAGGGGGUGUGGGGAGUUGAAAUCCUACUGUUCCCACAGUGCCGGCGCAGCAUCGACGUGUAACCACAAGGCCGGCAGGUCUGGGCGCAGAGAAACCUCCACGGCUCCCUCUUUUUGUCCCUUUUAUUUUUUGUUCAGCACACUUGGAAAGGCAUCUUUUCCCCCCGUCCCCAGCCCAAGGACAAGGCCUGCACAGGGUGGGUUUUGCCUGGAUGACAGGCAGCAGUGGGUGAAAGUUGGCGCUGGGAGCUGGUGGCACUGGUGGUGACCGUGGCAAUGCCCUGGGGGGCUAAUGAGGAAUGGGAAUAAGGUGCUUUUCCUAUCUAAAUAAAUAAAUACCUACAUAAACCAGG